ACCUCUUUCUGUAGCAAUUGAUUUCGGUCGGUGUGUGAUUUGGUGUUUCAGCAGAAAAAUCUCAAUUUUAGCAUCGAAAUCCCUUGCGUCCGAAUUCCGAAAUGUAUUCCAACGAAGAAGUGUGGGAAGGCGGAUACGAUGAGUACGGCUACGAGAUGGGAAUGCCGGAGGAUCCCAUCUACGAUCGCGGCUAUUUCCCGAUGCACGAGGACGUUAAGAAGUUCCUGGUGUACUUUUGCAGUGUCAUCAAGGAUGGUGUGGUGUACGAGAUACAAAAUCUGUACGAAAACACCUUCCCGAAGCUGAGCGAGCAGCACUUCGAGAAGAAGGCCUGGCCAAGCGAGGAUGAGGUGGCCCAUUUGGUGGACAAUGACAAUUUGUUCUUGAUUCUGUACAAGGAGCUGUACUAUCGCCACUUGCAUGCGCGCAUCCAGGGUGGCCCGUCGUUGGAGCAACGGUUGAACUCGUUCUACAACUACUGCAACUUUUUCAACUACAUUCUUCCCUCGAAGGAACCGGUACAGCUGGAGCUGCCCGACAUCUGGCUCUGGGAGCUGAUCGACGAGUUCGUCUAUCAGUUCCAAAACUUUGCCCAGUAUCGGGCCCGGCUGACGGACAAGUCGGAGGAAGAGAUGGACAUGCUGCUGAACAACAACAGCAAGGUGUGGAACAUCCUGUGCAUCCUGAACGUGUUGCAUUCGCUCGUGUCGAUGUCGAAAAUCAAGGACCAGCUGGAGGCCGCCGCUGCUGGCAAGGACCCAGAGGAGGUCGCCGGUGAAUUUGGGCGCCAUUCGUUCUACAAGAUGCUGGGAUACUUUAGCCUGGUAGGACUGCUGCGUGUGCACUCGCUGCUGGGAGACUAUCAUCAAGCGAUCAAAGUGCUGGAGCCAAUCGAGCUGCACAAGAAGAGCCAGUAUUCGCACAUUCCGGCGUGCCAGAUCAGUACGUCGUACUACGUCGGUUUCGCGUACAUGAUGAUGCGUCGCUACUCGGACGCUAUCCGUACGUUCUCCUCGAUCCUGCUGUACAUCCAGCGCACCAAGCAGCUGUACAGCGCCCGUUCGUACCAGAACGAUCAAAUUAACAAGCAGACCGAUCAGAUGUAUCACCUGCUUGCCAUCUGUCUGGUGCUGCACCCACAGUGCGUCGAUGAAUCCCUCCAGCAGGUGCUGCGCGAGAAGAACUACCACGACAACAUGUACAAGAUGCAGUGCGGUGAUCUGGACGUUUUCCGCAACUUUUUCGUCUUCGCUUGUCCGAAGUUCGUAUCGCCCGUUCCCCCGCCGCCGGACGCACCGAUCGAGGACUACGUGAAGGAGGCCCUGGAGCACCAAAUCAACGUGUUCAUGGACGAGGUGCGUCAGCAGCAGGAACUACCGACGAUUCGUUCCUACUUGAAGCUCUACACGACGCUGCCGAUGAUGAAGCUUGCCUCGUUCAUGGACCACCUGCCACGCGACGAGGUCGACAAGCAGAAGCUGGAGAAUCUACUUACCCGCCUGCUUUGCUUCAAGCACAAGAUGAAAAACGUCGUGUGGACAAAGGGAGCUAGUGGUUUGGAAGGGAAAUUCCAGUCCGGCUCGGAGUUGGACUUCUACAUCGACAAGGACAUGAUUCACAUCGCCGACACCAAAGUGUCCCACCGUUACGGUGACUUUUUCAUUCGCAAAAUAAUGAAAUUUGAAGAUCUUAACCGACGUCUGCAUGCCAUCAAGGGUUAACGGAGUGACUUGGGGAGGACUUUUUCUAUCAACAAACCAAUCCGGUGGAUUUGUAAAUUCGUACGGAAAUAAUUUAUUUAUUGGUUUGUCAAACCUACGCUGGGUGGAUUAAAGUGGCUGAACCUUUGAAGCUGCUGCAGUGCGCAACAAGUAACCAUUAUCUUUCUCACAUUCAACACAGAGAAUCCGAUUUACAAAAACCAGGAAUAUUAAGAAAAAUUGUAGCCUAGUGCUGUCGGGUAAUAAAGUAUCCGCCAUAGGUACAUGGCUACAGGAAAAAUAGUUCAAGUUG
This is a messenger RNA of Anopheles coustani, 2013 nucleotides long. It is a transcript of the gene eIF3l, whose product is annotated as eukaryotic translation initiation factor 3 subunit L. The record is from RefSeq and is a predicted model, not a curated record. Gene Ontology annotation, cellular component: cytoplasm; eukaryotic translation initiation factor 3 complex. Lineage: Eukaryota; Metazoa; Arthropoda; Insecta; Diptera; Culicidae. Gene Ontology annotation, biological process: translational initiation. The coding region runs from base 102 to 1721 and encodes 539 amino acids. The transcript is spliced from 2 exons. Gene Ontology annotation, molecular function: translation initiation factor activity; protein binding.